AUGAGGCCUAUUAGUCUUAGUAAUUUCAUUAACAAAGUCCUUUCCGUGGUAAUUCAUGAUAAAUUGGAGGCUAUCCUUCGAAAGUUGUUUUAUCCAAACCCAUCUGGAUUUGUAAAGGGUAGAAAUAUCAUAGAGAAUGUGUUGUUGACACAGGAGAUUGUUUCAGAUAUCAGGUUGAGGGGAAAACCUACUAAUGUUAUACUUAAAAUUGACAUGACCAAGGCUUAUGACAUAGUGUCAUGGUUAUUUUUAACCAAGGCUUAUGGUUUUUUCCAUUCUUCUAGAAGGUUCAAACAAGAUGAUCCCCUAUCUCCUGCACUUUUUAUCCUGGCAGCUGAGGUUCUGUCAAGAUCUCUUAAUUCAUUGUUUGAUGAUAAGGAAUUCAAAGGUUUUGGAAUGCCAAAAUGGAUCCCUCAGUUGAAUCAUCUUGCUUAUGCCGAUGAUACUAUCAUCUUUUCAUUUGCAGACAGUUCUUCUUUGAAACAGAUUAUAGAGACUUUGUGUGGUACCGCAAAUGUGUGGUAUGAUAACUGGAUCAAGAUUGGUGCUCUAUAUUAUGUUCUUGAUGAGAUUGAUGAAUCAGUGGAGGAUAUUAAAGAACUAAUGCUAGAUGGAGGCUGGAAUCUUAUGAAACUACAACAGCUGUUUCCUGCUGAUAUUGUCUCUCAUAUCACUACUGAACUAGACUUUACAGAAGUGUAA
Molecule: messenger RNA, 702 nt
Organism: Lycium ferocissimum
Lineage: Eukaryota; Viridiplantae; Streptophyta; Magnoliopsida; Solanales; Solanaceae
Exons: 3
Coding region: 1-702 (233 amino acids)
Source: RefSeq, a predicted model, not a curated record